AUGGAGAGGAAUCUUACCUCUGAUGCCGAGAUAGGUAGAUGUGAAGUCUACUUAAAAGCCCAUACAAGAAAAGACAAAGUUGUCCAGUAUCCUGACCUUGCUGAAAAACUAGAUGAGCUCUAUAGUAGCAAUCCUGCUUCUAGGAUGACCGGCGUGGAUGAUGUCCUUAUAGAGUUGGUUGGUUCUGACAGUAGAGGGCGAAUGCAGGGUCUAGGUUGCUCGAUAAGCAAGACAGUACUGAAGAAGUUAGCCCCUGCUCGUUCAAAGGUAGAGAAUGUGACAAAAGAAAAAGAGGGUCUAACUCAAGAGAUAUUUGAGAUGAAGAAAUCAUUGAAUGGUCUAACUCAAGAGUUAUUUGAGAUGAAGAAAAUCUGGGUGGAUAUAUAGAAAGAGGGAUAGUAUACUCAAAAUGUCUCAUCACCAGCAGCCGCUAAAUCUACUUAGG
Messenger RNA from Magnolia sinica, 445 nucleotides. RefSeq lists its product as uncharacterized. The record is from RefSeq and is a predicted model, not a curated record. The transcript has 3 exons. Bases 1 to 387 code for a protein of 128 amino acids. NCBI's taxonomy places the organism in Eukaryota, Viridiplantae, Streptophyta, Magnoliopsida, Magnoliales, Magnoliaceae.